UUGACCUACUUAUUGGAAGACACGCUUUUCCGUGCUAUAAAAAUGCAAAAUUCUGCCAGAAAACGGAAUGUUGAAUCAAAAUCGGAGGUCAGCGACAAAUCGGUACGAGAGCUGUGGAAUAUGGCUAUAACAGCAGAAACAGAAUGGGAAAAUAAGGAUGAUUUCCUAGACGUGGUAUACUGGAUGCGACAAAUUCUAGGAGUGGUUCUGGGACUGAUAUGGGGUAUUGUCCCUCUGAAGGGUUUUUUAGGAUUAGCUCUAUUUUUUGCUGUUCUGACAGGAGUUACAUAUUUCUUUUACAACACAUACCACAAAGUUGAUGAUGACAAAUUUGGCGGCCCAUCUGAAAUUUUAAAAGAAGGAUUAAUGACAUCCUUUGCCUCAUUUUUAGUUCUUUGGAUUAUCACAUAUUCAGCCUUACACUUUGACUGACAGGAGAGACCUCGGUUUCCUUCUGACUCUGUGCAAGUUUACAAAUACAUCCACGUGGGAGGAAUGAAGUCGCAGAAUCCUUCACUGGGACUAUAUAAGAGAUAGUGAAAGGAAUGGCUGGUGCUAGGAGAACAGAGUUGGCCAUAUUUUGUGUGAACAGAUUAGGGGUUUACUAAUACUACCCAUAGAUCUUUAAGCACUAACACCUGUAAUAACCACAAAACCCAC
Molecule: messenger RNA, 660 nt
Organism: Lingula anatina
Lineage: Eukaryota; Metazoa; Brachiopoda; Lingulata; Lingulida; Lingulidae
Product: GEL complex subunit OPTI
Biological process (GO): mitochondrial respirasome assembly
Source: RefSeq, a predicted model, not a curated record